UUUGUGUUUUUUUUUGCAGCAUGAUUUUAGUUUAAUGAAUACGAAAGCCUUUGCGAACCUAAAAGGCUCUGGCGGUAACAUAUGAGAAGUCUUUGAAGUUUUAGAUGAUGCCCGACGUGCUAUUUUCAGAAAUACCGUCUUUGGCUAUUUUAUUGAUGUCCCUCGUUUACAAGGGGACGCUUUAUUGUUUCAUAAAAUGUUCCUUCAUCAGAUCCGGCCGGACCCUGUUUUAUCUCCAGAUGGAAUAAAAUGUUUAUAUUUUCGAGUAGGCAAUACCAAAAUGGUUUAUGGGCCGGAAGAGUUUUGUUUGAUUACCGGCUUCAAUUUUGGGGAGUAUCCAAAAAACAUUGGGAGAAAAGGGUCGGAAAAAUUAAUAAGCAGUAAAAAAAGAUGUUUACUGCGUGAACGGCUAUUUCCGGACCAUACUAAUAGUUCGGUGAAAAUCGGCGACCUGAAAAGUUUAAUUUUAAAUCAAACAUUCCUAGCACUUGACGACCUUGAUGCAGUUAGAGUAUGUUUGAUAUACAUUUUGUGUGAAGGUUUUUUGGGCAAAGAAGUUAACGAUCGGGUGCCACAAGAUUGGUUUUAUUUGGCUGAGAAUUUGGAUCUCUGGAAUAGCUUCGCUUGGGGUAGUUAUCUAUGGGAUUUUACUUAUGUUGACCUUGAGGAUACGUGGAAUAAGAUACAUCAUUAUUUAUCACUUCCUGAGCGUGGUCAAACUUUAAAGUAUUCCGUCUCAGGAUUUACGGCUCCAAUUAGGAUAUGGAUAUAUGAGAUGAUUCCGGCUGUUCGUGCAUGUGGAUUUGCAUUGAGAAAAAAUAAAGACUUGCCUCGGAUGAAAAGAUGGAGCGGAACAAAAAAAUUGAAAUGGGUUGACGUGAACAAGAUUUGGUCAAAGAUGCAGGUUUAAAAAUAUUUCGUUUAUUAUUAAUAAAGUUGAUUAUUAUAGUUUUAUAUGCAUUUUUAAUAUGUUUAAUUUUUUA
Molecule: messenger RNA, 983 nt
Organism: Lactuca sativa (garden lettuce)
Lineage: Eukaryota; Viridiplantae; Streptophyta; Magnoliopsida; Asterales; Asteraceae
Source: RefSeq, a predicted model, not a curated record